Ruditapes philippinarum (Manila clam) is the source of this 2637-nucleotide messenger RNA. RefSeq lists its product as uncharacterized. Bases 25 to 423 code for a protein of 132 amino acids. The transcript has 2 exons. The record is from RefSeq and is a predicted model, not a curated record. NCBI's taxonomy places the organism in Eukaryota, Metazoa, Mollusca, Bivalvia, Venerida, Veneridae.
UCAAGAUGUGUGCCUUUGGAAGUGAUGGGGGCAAGUGUGAUGGUUGGAGUGAGAAAUUGUGUAGCAGCUCAGCUGAGACAACUCAUCCCUCACCUGAUCAUCAACCAUUGUGUUGCUCAUCGCCUCACUCUGGCAGCAGGACAAGCAUCAAAGGGACUCUUCUACCUGCAAAAAGACAUCCUUGGGGACCUGUAUCGCUUCUAUGCUAAAAGUGCUGUUAGAACGCAAAGACUGGGUGACAUACAAGAGUUGAUGCAUGAGCCAGGCAUCAAAUUAGUUGAGGCCAAGGAUGUGAGAUGGCUGUCGCAUGAUAAAGCCACUACCACUCUGAGGAGAUGUCUCCCUUCUGUGUACACCAGUUUAAAGCGUGAGACAGAGGAACACAAUGAUUCCAGGGCAGCAGGCCUCUCCAGGUUUACAUAGAACUAUCAGUUUGUCGUGACUACACAUGAUGUGUGACGUUCUGCCUCAUCUGUCUGACCUUUCCAAGGCUAUGCAGGAAAUUUUUUCUUCUUUUUAAGCUUAAUAGUGGACUGAGUCCUUUUUAGCUCACCUGUCACAAAGUGACAGGGUGAGCUUUUGUGAUCGCUUUUCGUCCGGCGUCCGGCCGUCCGUAAACUUUUACUAUAAAUGACAUCUCCUCAUAAACCACUAAGCCAAUUUAAUCCAAACUUCACAGGAAUGUUCCUUUGGUGGUCACCUUUAAAACUUGUUCAAAGAAUUUAAUUCCAUGCAGAACUCUGGUUGCCAUAGCAACCGAAAGAAAAAACUUUAAAUAUCUUCUUUUAAAAAACCUAAAGAGCUAGAGCUUAGAUAUUUGGCAUGAAACAUCUUCUAGUGAGUGUCUACCAAGUUUGUUAAAAAAAAAGCCCUGGAGUCAAAAUUGGCCCCGCCCCAGGGGGUCAUUGAUUUUCCCUAUAUGCAUAUAGUAAAAACUUAAAAAUCUUCUUUUAAAGAACUCAAAGAGCUAGAGCUAAGAUAUUUAGCAUGAAACAUGUUCUAAUGGGUGUCUACCAAGUUUGUUCAAAUAAAAGCCCUGGGGUCAAAAUUGGCCCCGCCCCAGGGGGUCAUUGAUUUUCCCUAUAUGCAUAUAGUAAAAACUUAAAAAUCUUCUUUUAAAGAACUCAAAAGGCUAGAGCAAAGAUAUUUAGCAUGAUACAUGUUCUAAUGGGUGUCUACCAAGUUUGUUCAAAUAAAAGCCCUUGGGUCAAAAUUGGCCCCGCCCCGGGUGUCAUUGAUUUUCCUUAUAUAUGUGUAUAUCUAAGCAAAAACUUAAAAAAUCUCUUUGAAAAAACCUAAAUAGCUAGAGUAAAGGUAUUAAGCAUGAAACAUCUUCUAGUGAGUGUCUACAAAGUUUGUUCAAAUAAAAGCCCUGGGGUGAAAAUUGGCUCUGCCCUGGGGGUCAUUGAUUUUCCAUAUAUGUGUAUAGCAAAAACUUAAAUAUCUUCUUUGAAAAAACCCAAAUAGCUAGAGUUAAGAUAUUAAGCAUGAAACAUGUUCUAGAAAGUGUCUACCAAGUUUGUUCAAAUAAAAGCCCUGGAGUCAAAAUUGGCCCCGCCCCAGGGGGUCAUUGAUUUUGCCUAUAUGCAUAUAGUAAAAACUUAAAAAUCUUCUUUUAAAGAACUCAAAGAGCUAGAGCUAAGAUAUUUAGCAUGAAACAUGUUCUAAUGGGUGUCUACCAAGUUUGUUCAAAUAAAAGCCCUGGGGUCAAAAUUGGCCCCGCCCCAGGGGGUCAUUGAUUUUCCCUAUAUGCAUAUAUAUAUAGUAAAAACUUAAAAAUCUUCUUUUAAAGAACUCAAAGAGCUAGAGCUAAGAUAUUUAGCAUGAAACAUGUUCUAAUGGGUGUCUACCAAGUUUGUUCAAAUAAAAGCCCUGGGGUCAAAAUUGGCCCCGCCCCAGGGGGUCAUUGAUUUUCCCUAUAUGCAUAUAGUAAAAACUUAAAAAUCUUCUUUUAAAGAACUCAAAGAGCUAGAGCUAAGAUAUUUAGCAUGAAACAUGUUCUAAUGGGUGUCUACCAAGUUUGUUCAAAUAAAAGCCCUGGGGUCAAAAUUGGCCCGGCCCCGGGUGUCAUUGAUUUUCCUUAUAUAUGCGUAUAUCUAAGCAAAAACUUAAAAAAUCUCUUUGAAAAAACCUUAAUAGCUAGAGUAAAGGUAUUAAGCAUGAAACAUCUUCUAGUGAGUAUCUACAAAGUUUGUUCAGAUAAAAGCCCUGGGGUGAAAAUUGGCUCUGCCCCGGGGGUCAUUGAUUUUCCAUAUAUGUGUAUAGCAAAAACUUAAAUAUCUUCUUUGAAAAAACCCAAAUAGCUAGAGUUUAGAUAUUAAGCAUGAAACAUGUUCUAGAAAGUGUCUACAAAGUUUGUUCAAAUAAAAGCCCUGGGCUAAAAACUGGCCCCGCCCCAGGGGUGUCAUUGUUUUAACUAUAUGUGUAUGGUAAAAACAUAAAAAUCUUCUUUUAAAAAACCCAAUGAGCUUCAGCUUAGAUGUUUAGCAUGAAACAUCUUCUUAUGGGUGUCUACCAAGUUUGUUCAAAUAAAAGCCAUUGGGUUAAAAUUGGCCCUGCCGGCGGUGGGGGAGGGGGCAGAUCAUUGUUUUUCAUUAUAUGUCUGUAGUAAAAACUUAACAUCAUGAAAUAUUUUCU